This is a messenger RNA of Megalops cyprinoides (Indo-Pacific tarpon), 2507 nucleotides long. It is a transcript of the gene capn10, whose product is annotated as calpain 10. Gene Ontology annotation, molecular function: calcium-dependent cysteine-type endopeptidase activity. The coding region runs from base 160 to 2148 and encodes 662 amino acids. Lineage: Eukaryota; Metazoa; Chordata; Actinopteri; Elopiformes; Megalopidae. The record is from RefSeq and is a predicted model, not a curated record. Gene Ontology annotation, cellular component: cytoplasm. The transcript has 13 exons. Gene Ontology annotation, biological process: proteolysis.
GGAAAUGCAUCUUGACAUAACGGCUGUCCACGGAGUGCCGUCUUCCCGGAAGGAAACUGACAGAGGGAAAUAAACUGGAGAUGAUGGAGAUAUGAGACAAAGGGCAGUGGCGGUUUGGAGGAGAGGAGAAGCAGGGCAUUGUGGGUUUUUGGGACCGUCAUGGAGGAGAUGGAGGAGGAUGCGAAGCAUAAGAAACUGUUUGAGGAUGCUGACUUUCCACCGCGGGACUGCUCCUUGUUCUCCGACUACACCUCCCCCAUCUCGAAGUUCCAAGGGGAUAUCACCUGGAUGCGGCCGCAGGAAAUCUGCCAAUCACCUAAGAUGUUCCCAGAGAAUCCCAUGGAGGGCUAUGCAAAACAAGGGCUGCUGGGAGACUGCUGGUUUCUGUGUGCAUGUACCAUGCUGCUGAAGAACAACCACUUGAUGAAUAAGGUCCUGCCCGCGGGACAGCCGCAGUGGAGCGAACCCGGGUAUGAGGGCCGCUUCGCCUUCCGCUUCUGGCAGCUGGGGUGCUGGGUGGACGUGGAGGUGGAUGACCAGCUGCCCUGCAUCGGCUCCAAGCUCUGCUUCUCCCACUGCCAGUCCCCGAGUGCCUUCUGGGUGCCGCUCCUCGAGAAGGCGUACGCCAAGCUUCAUGGCUCCUACGAGCACCUGUGGGCAGGGCAGGUGUCAGAAGCCUUGGUCGAUCUCACUGGUGGCCUAGCUGAACGUUGGAGCUUGAAGGAUUCUGGGAAGGAGGAGGACCAGUAUGGAGAGAAUGGCAAGCCCAAGAGAAAGCUUGACCUGAGCAGCCUACAGGAAGUGAGAGACAGGGGUACAGUGAGCUGCUCCAUGCACAGCUCCUCCGGAGGUGCCCAGGAGUUGGGGCAGUACCACGCCCUGAGCGUGAUGGAGUGGACGGACGUGAGGAGGGAGAGAGGCGGGAACGUGCGUCUGCUGAGGAUACGGAACCCCUGGGGGCGGCGCUGCUGGGAGGGGGACUGGAGAGAAAGUGGAGAUGGCUGGAGUCAGCUGGAGUCUGGCUGCUCUCAGAACCUGCUAGGCCGUACCCAGGAAGGGGAGUUCUGGGUGGAGGAGGCGGAACUCCUGAAGGAGUUUGACGAGGUCACUGUGGGAUAUCCAGUCAGCGAUCAGGGAUUUCUUAAAAGCAUUUAUACAGGCAAAGAGUUACCUCACAGCCAGCAGAUACGUGGGUGUUGGGUCAGAAGUCAUUCUGCUGGUGGUUGUCGUAACAACAGUAGUUUUGGUAGCAACCCCAAGUUUUGGCUGCGAAUGUUUGAGCCGGGGGAGGUUCUGGUGUCCCUGCUUCAGCACAGAGGAUGGAGACAGACCGCCAGCUCCCAACGAUGCGGAGGCACGGAGAAUCCCCUAGAGGGCAGCUCUGAGCCACACCUUCGCUACCAAGCCAUUGGACUCCACAUGUGGAAGGUGGAGAAGAAGCACUUUAACCUGGCACAGACGCUGAACAGAUCACCCUGUGCCUCCACCCACUGCCACGCCUACGAGCGAGAGGUCACGCUGCACACUCACCUCAGCGAGGGCUACCACCUGCUCAUCCCCAACACCUUCCUCCAGGGGGCGGAAGCGAGCUUCCUGCUGCGGGUCUUCUCCUCAGCACCAGUGUCUCUCAGUGCCCUGAAGGCCCCUGUGCCCCCAGAGAUGGCAAUCCCAGGGGGCGAAUGGGAGACCAGCCACUCCCAGGGGAAGUGGAUACCCGGGAGAUCGGCGGGGGGCAGCAGGAACUUCCCAUCCCACCCUACGAACCCGCACAUCCCUCUCACUGUAAGCUACGAGUCUGGCGAGCCCAACGUGAGGAUCGCCCUGCGCCAGCACUGCCCCGCCAAAGCCCUCCAGCCAAUCGGCUUCCACGUCUACCAGGUCCCUAAGGGGCUGGCACAUCCCCAGAUCACCCAGGAUCAGGAGCCUCGGGUGAGCUGCGUGCCACACUGCUAUGCCCCGGAGGUCACCCUGCACUGCAGCCUGCCGCCAGGGGCCUACGUCAUCGUCCCCUCCACCUACCAGCCCGACUGCAAGGGCCACUUCUCCCUCACGGUGGCUCGGAAGAUCCACAGGAAAGUCAUGAAGAGCCAGGAAGCCUUAGGAACGGUCAUUCAGGAGGUUUCAAACAUCUCUGUGAUGCAGAGAUAGCCCUGGGACACCCCCCUCCCCUUCUCCCCUCCUGGAUGCUGACGUGGGUUCGGGCCCUGGCCCGAGAUGAAAGUGACCCCCCCUCCAAUUCCCCAGGGGCAGAGGAGGCCGGGGAGCCUUUAUUGGCCCGCAGAGGGCAGGCUGUAGCGAUUAGGACAUCACAGCGCGUCCGCCGCAUCAGUGCUAAUGAGAGGCGACGCGGCUCAGCGGUGUAAACAAACAGGCCCGAUUGAAGGGGCCCACUCCCUGCCCGCCCGUCCGCCGCCCAAACAAAGACGCCACUCAUGGACCCCUCUGGGGGGGGGGCGGGGGCUGGAAAUGGGAGCGAGAAGCGCCGCGCACGGGGCUCCCUCGCCCGA